CACGAUGGGGCUCUGGGUUCCGGGCAGCUUCGUCGGGAGAGAGUGUUUGUCUCCCUCUAUCGUUAUCGAAAACCCCGUCAAAAUACGUUUAAAUGACCCGAGCGACGAUAAAUGUGCACUCGACCCGCUUUAGUUCGCACGCAUCUCCCAGAAUGUCGGCGAUGAUCACUUAAGCGUACUUCGGUUUGGUUUUGGCGUCUUUAGGCCAGGCGUCCAUUUUCUCGCUUCUUUGUUUCCCGUCUUUACAGGCUUGACAACAUGGGGAACUGGCGGGGUUUAAGUCAGCGCCCUUAGCUAACGCUAGCGUGUACGGGGGGAGCUGACGCACGGCGGGUCUAAGGUCUAAACAUUGACAUUGAAGACUAAACACAGAGGGGAUAUCGCUAUUGGCGCACGCGUUAUUUAGCGUUACUCAACUUAAACUGUACGAAAAUAACGUGAAGCGUAGCUACUCGCGUUAGCCAACAGCUAGCUUUAGCCAACGGCCCGCGUUAGCCAACAACUAGCGUUAGCCAACAGCUAGCGUUAGCCAACAGCUAGCGUUAGCCAACGGCCCGCGUUAGCCAACAACUAGCGUUAGCCAACAGCUAGCGUUAGCCAACGGCUAGCGUUAGCUAGCUAGUCUUCUCCGAAGAUAACUAGGCCCUUCCUCCACCCAAGAACCCUUACGUUUUAAAGUUCCCCAAAAGCAACCACGCGAAAACCUCGAUGUGCCGCAUCGCACAGCUAAGCCGGUCACAAUCGCCUCCGUCGUUACGCGUGUUUUUUUUUUUUUUUUUUUACAUCGCUGGCCCGCCGGCGACGCGGAGCCGGGGGCCGCUCGGACAAGAGAAUGACGAGGCAUUCGAGUGAAAGAUUGACCGGCGGCCACCGAUCCCCGAGGAGCGGACACACACGAUGCGUUUAUCCCCCCCUUCCCUUCACCCACCCACCCACCCCGAAAUAAGUCCUCUUCCAUCGUGAAAUGUUGCAUAUCGCCGGCUUCCCAUGCCCGCGACGGCGCCGCGGUCGCGGGGGUUGGCAGUUGCUGUUGCGUCCGCCGCCCGCUUGUCUAUUCUAAGCCCACCGUGAGCAUCGUAGCCACAGAUGUAUAUAAAUGGCAGAGAGCUCCCUCUACGAUUCGGCUUGGAGAGCUACAAAAAUACUGCCGCGUGAAUGCGACAGCUGCCCCGGGUCACUGCCUUAAAUGUGCCGCUGGGCAUCCGAUGACGGCCUUUAGAGAGAGUGGACGCGGAAGCCUGCAAACAAGCCCGCGUUGUGCUGAACAACAUGGCCUUGUAAUGAUAAUACAGUUCACAUUAACCACGUCGUUUGUGUACAGUUGUCGUAUACUGCGAUUGUUGCAGCCACAUUAUCCAACAUGAUGUAAUGUCCUCUCUUUGUAUGUCUCAUGUAUAAUAACAAAAGAGGCAGUUGUGGUCAAACCGUUGGAUUUUCGCUGUACACAAUCUUGACAGAACAAUUGUGGGGCCAAAAGUUUUUUUUUUCUGAUCUAAAAACCAGGGGGCAUGUGACAUUUUUGAGAAAUGACUAGACCGCUGGUUACAAAUAAAUAUUUGCAAGAACCACAGACAAAUAAAACCCCUCUGCCCAAAAGAUUCUUGUAAAAAGCUUUUCAAAAAAUGUGUCCAUGUGACCAAUAAACGCAAACCUAACCGUGCUCUCUAUUGCAAGUAUGAUUUUGUAGGAAUUUAUGCGUUUGCAUCUGCUGAGAUUGGACGAAUAAAAAGAGUGGAGAGCAGCUGUUGUGGUUGUGGAAGCACUCAAUGACUGAGUUAAUGUAUCUGUCCGUCCCACAGACGGGACAGAAGUGUCCCAAACAGAACCGCUGACAUGGUCAGAGGUGCGUGGGCUGUUGAAGUCGCUUCAUCUAACGUCUCUCGUCUUCCUCGCUCUCCCAGAACCAGGAGUCUUUUUGUGCUUUCAAUUUAACAGCGUUAAAAGCUCUUAUUUCUGCUCAGAGGACGAGGAUGGAGCCAUGAGCGGAAAUGCACAAGUUUUUUUUGUGAUCUGCUAUUUCCCAUAAUAACGAGACAAAACCCCAUUUAUGUAAUUUGUCCUCAUUUCCAUUCAGGCACACAAGGCUGAUUUGAUUCAUUCUAUUAUUUCUAUUUGCCUAGAAACAUAGAGCAUCGUCAAAUACUUCCAGUAUGCUACAAUCCCGUUCUGGAUUAUUUUAAGGAAUUCAGACACAAAUGCGAAUAAUUCCGCUGAUAGAACAACACAAUUGUAACAAUACAAUACAACACUCAAAGCAACAGAUCAAGACGUCAAUGCUGUUUUUCAACCAGGUGGACAGGGACAGUCAGGUAGCAGAGCAGGUCUUUGGUUCAGCAGCAAGCAAAAGGCAGAGCAGCCGUAUCACAACGCUGCAGUCCGGCCUACGGAAACCAUGAAAGCAGAGAAUUUAUCCUUGUUAUUCCAGUUCCUACCCAUCAUGGACAGCGGGCCAACGGAGGGUGCAGGGGGCGUGGAGGUCCCGCCCAAAGACUUCCCCUCGAUCCAGGCUGUUCACAGUCAGGACAUGGUGGCUGACCUCCUCCAGCAAGCUGCAGAAGCCGGGGGCGUGAUGGAGGGACACGGAGGAGUCGUCCUGGAACAAGGUCACGGGGACGGAAUGGUAGCAGCAGCCCAGCACCAGCUGAUGGAAGCGGCGGUGGGGGUUGGUGUGGAUGGUGGGGCAAGUGUUGAAAUGAUGGUUAUGGACUCACUGGAUCCCAUCCCCCUGUUGCAGAUGAAGACUGAGGUCAUAGAUUCUGCAGUGGGGGGAUCAUCAGCGACACUCGGUGUUGUCGGUGGGGUGGCGGGUGCCGCCCACCAAGCCACCGUAACCACAGUGGACCAGACUCAAAUCAUCACACUUCAGGUGGUGAACAUGGAGGAACAGGCUGCUCUGGGUCUUGGGGAGCUUCAGCUGGUCCAGGUGCCGGUCUCUGCCACUACCGUGGAGGCCCUGCAGCAAGGCACCUUUGUAGACACCACUGCCAUGCCAAAGGACGGGGACCCGGUUAUCUGCCACACGCUGCCGCUGCCAGAAGGCUUUCAGGUGGUUAAGGUGGGAGCUAAUGGGGAGGUGGAGACAGUGGAGCAGGAGGACGAAGGAGAAGCACACCCUGAAGAGGAGGAAGAAGAAGAUGAGGAGGUGGGGAACCAGCUGCUGGAUGAAGUGGAGGAACCUAUUCAUCCUCAGAACGACGACGCGAGUUGGGCCAAAGACCCGGACUAUCAGCCCCCACACGGCGCAUUCAAAAAGCCCAAGAAGGGCAAGAAGAGCCGUCUGCGUUACGGUGAAGGAGAUAAAGACAUGGAUGUCAGUGUCUACGACUUUGAGGAGGAGCAGCAGGAGGGCCUCUUGUCUGAGGUCAAUGCUGAGAAAGUGGUGGGCAACAUGAAGCCACCCAAACCUACCAAGAUCAAGAAGAAAGGCGUGAAGAAGACGUUCCAGUGUGAGCUGUGUAGCUACACGUGCCCUCGACGCUCCAACCUGGACCGACACAUGAAGAGCCACACGGACGAGAGACCUCACAAAUGUCACCUGUGUGGAAGAGCCUUCAGGACGGUGACCCUGCUGAGGAACCAUCUCAACACGCACACUGGAACUCGUCCGCACAAGUGCACGGACUGCGAUAUGGCGUUUGUGACCAGCGGCGAGUUGGUCCGCCAUCGUCGCUACAAACACACGCACGAGAAACCCUUCAAAUGCUCCAUGUGUGACUACGCCAGUGUGGAGGUGAGCAAACUAAAGCGUCACAUCCGCUCCCACACUGGGGAACGUCCAUUCCAGUGCAGCCUUUGCAGUUAUGCCAGCAGAGACACGUACAAGCUGAAGAGACACAUGAGAACACACUCAGGAGAGAAACCUUACGAGUGCUACAUCUGCCACGCCCGAUUCACCCAGAGUGGAACCAUGAAGAUGCACAUUCUGCAGAAACACACGGAAAACGUGGCAAAAUUCCACUGCCCACACUGUGACACGGUCAUCGCACGCAAGAGUGACUUGGGGGUCCACCUUCGUAAGCAGCACUCCUUCAUCGAGACCGGAAAGAAGUGUCGUUACUGCGACGCCGUUUUCCAUGAGCGCUACGCCCUGAUCCAGCACCAGAAGUCCCAUAAGAACGAGAAGAGGUUCAAAUGUGACAUGUGCGACUACUGCUGCCGCCAGGAGCGCCACAUGGUCAUGCAUCGGCGAACGCACACCGGGGAGAAGCCGUACGCCUGCAGCCAGUGUGAGAAGACCUUCCGGCAGAAGCAGUUGCUGGACAUGCACUUCAAACGCUACCAUGACCCCAACUUCAUCCCCACGGCCUUCGUCUGCCCCAAGUGUAGCAAGACCUUCACUCGCAGGAACACCAUGGUUCGCCACUCCGAGAACUGCAAUGGUGAGGUGGAGGAUGCCGAGAACGGAGCCCCAGCCCCGAAGAAAGGAAGGCGAGGGAGGAAGAGGAAGAUGAGGAGCAGGAGAGAUGAAGAAGACAGCGAGGACGAUAAUGCUGAGUUGGAUGAAGAAGAAGAGGAGGAGGAUGAGGAGGAGGAGGAAGAGGACGGAGAAGGUGUUGGCGAGGAAGAGACCUCACUGCUGCAAGAAGAAGAAGAAGAGGAGGAGCCAGAAAGCAUGGAACUGGACCAGGCCCCCGCUGCCAUCCCAGUACCAGCUCCUGACGAGCCACCUGUCAAGAGGAAACGAGGCCGUCCCCCAAAGAACGCUCCCAAGCCGCCUCCCACACCGAGCAGAUCCGCCAGGGUGGCCGCCAAGGCAGCGGCUUCUGCCGCUGCUCUCGUCCAGCUGGAGGAUGAGAGCACCGGCGCAGUGGAGAACAUCACGGUGAAGAAGGAGGACAGCCAGGCGCCCGAAGCGACGCCCGCCGAGCAGGGAGCGGCCCCGGCGGCGGAGGGGGCGGAGACUGUCGAGCUGCCCGUCAACGAGGACACGGCCAGCGCAGCGGCAGCUGCCAACGGAGACCUGACUCCGGAGAUGAUCCUCAGUAUGAUGGACCGGUGAAUGAGUGAAAGCCGGCUGACGCACACUAACAUUUCCACAACCAGGGCCCCGUCUUCACGUACCAGCCGCGUGACGCCGCUUGGGCCCCCCCCCCUCCCCCCCAUUGACGUGGCUGCGAAAAGAUGGCGGCGGGAAAAACGAGCGACGCCGCGUGUAAAUAUUUCUACACACACACACACUUCAGAUCCAUGUCCAUCAACUGCAUACUGAGGAUUGUGGAUGUCACACAAACACACGCUGACAUCUCCUGCGUCGCGUACAGACGUCGUCCACGCUAAUGACAGACGGCUCUAAAAUGCUUCUUUCCCGUUUGAAAGUCCUCUAAGUGAAUCGUUGUGUAUUUUGCUACUCGUUUCUACCACAAAGCCACAUCCUGUGCCGGUGCUUCGCACACACACACCUCGCAGCAGGAGACCAUAGAUGAUCUACAUUCACGCUGACUCGCUUGCUCUUCUUGCUAAUGCGCAGACCCAAACCUUUUUACAUGUAUGCGUGUGUGUGUAUGUACAUACAUCUACAUGCAUACGUAGUUUUGUUUUUAAUGAAACCUAGUAUGUCUAAUGAGAUACCACCACUCCGUAUAUUCUUUUCGUUCCCUCCUCGGCCGGUUCGCUCACGGAGGGGGAAGUUGACACGGGGGAUUAAUUAGUGAGAAAAAGGACACCAGAAGAUGCGUUCCAAUGAACCCUGAGCGGUCCAGUAGCUAUGGACACUUUCCCUCAGUCGGCUCCUGCAAAGGACCAACUCGCGUGCUUUUUAUUCGUGGCGGAUGGAAGAUGACGUUCCCCCUCCUCCCCUUCGUACCCGAUAAUGUACUUUUUUUUUUUUUUAAAUGAGUUUAUGCACCUGUCGUGAGCUGUGGUUCCGCCUCCUGCCGUGUCCGAGUCUGUACAUGCUGCACUAAAGUCAAUAAAAGCAGAUUGGCUCAUUGUCAGCUGAUCAUUUCAUCAUUUAUGUAUCCGUAAGGGAUCAUUAACGGCCUGCAGGUAAAUACACUAACACGUGUUGAAAGGUUUCCUGGCGGAGCGUCGCGGUUCUCUCUCGCGUGCUGAAUCUGUGACGCUCAGCUAGUACGAUGUCUGUAAGAACCACCGACCCGCCUUCUUGUAACCUCAUAUGUGACUUACCGUUAUCGGGGAGGCGUUCUCAGUGUUUUUAGCCCACGGCUUUCCUCUCGUCAUCUACAAGAGAAUCAACGCUGAUCAAAUGAGUCGAUCCCGCCACUUGGCUUUGUGAGUUUGACCACAGGCCGCUUCAAGAAGUGGUCGUCCUGUCGUCGGUAGAUGGAGACACUUAACCUCUGUAGCAAGAAGACGUAAGACGUCCACCAUGAGAAGCACGGACACCGGUGGCCGUCUCCGUGAAAUCGGACGGCUCAUUCUGUGAGGCACGGCGUCCAAAAUGUCCUCAUUGUUCUGCUGGAGGACGGAACAACAGCCCUGCUUUUGGUUUUACACAACGCAUGGUCCUUUUUUGACAGAAUUGUUUUUCGAGGCGUCCCUGUUUAGAAGGCAGGAACGCGAGAAACCUUUUGUCUGCAUGUUGGAAGAUGAGACCGUACGGCUGACCCAAAAAUAAAAUCCUCCCAAUAUCAAG
Gasterosteus aculeatus aculeatus (three-spined stickleback) is the source of this 6595-nucleotide messenger RNA. Its product is annotated as transcriptional repressor CTCF. Gene Ontology annotation, biological process: regulation of transcription by RNA polymerase II. NCBI's taxonomy places the organism in Eukaryota, Metazoa, Chordata, Actinopteri, Perciformes, Gasterosteidae. The record is from RefSeq and is a predicted model, not a curated record. Gene Ontology annotation, cellular component: nucleus. Gene Ontology annotation, molecular function: DNA-binding transcription factor activity, RNA polymerase II-specific; RNA polymerase II cis-regulatory region sequence-specific DNA binding.